Messenger RNA from Erythranthe guttata (spotted monkey flower), 7824 nucleotides. Its product is annotated as DExH-box ATP-dependent RNA helicase DExH12. Gene Ontology annotation, cellular component: nucleus. The record is from RefSeq and is a predicted model, not a curated record. NCBI's taxonomy places the organism in Eukaryota, Viridiplantae, Streptophyta, Magnoliopsida, Lamiales, Phrymaceae. Gene Ontology annotation, molecular function: ATP hydrolysis activity; nucleic acid binding; ATP binding.
UUAGCAAUGACCCCCUUAUGAAAAUUAGUCAAAGUCAAUAAAGUCUCUAUUAGCUUGAAGCGUGAUACACUUGCGGCUUAUGCGAUUGGGCGUGUUGGUCCUGAAAAGACUAAAAUACCCUUUAAAUUCAACAUAUUGAAAACUACAUGUUCACCCCCAUAACUUUUAUAACCCCAAAGUGAAGUUUUUAUAAUCUUCAAUUUAAUACCUGAUACUUCAAAAAGGCACUCUCUCAAAAUCAACAAAACAUAUCUCCUAUUUUUUUUGCCAACCAAAAAUUGCACGAGCAUACCUGAAUAUUAUUAUUCUUAGCACCGACGUUCAAAAUGUCCAUUUUUGGCCAAAACUGACCGGAAUCCAAAUCACGUGAAUAGAACUGUGAGUUGCACGUAUGCAAUUCAGGGAAGAAUUUGGCUAAAAACUAGAAUUUUUAGUUGUUGGUGCAACAAUUUAUUAAGUUCAGGUAUGCUAGUGCAAUUUUUUUCCCGUUCAAGGAUAAAGUGCAAAAUCGUCCAAAGCUAAGGGAUUUUUUUGCAGUUAACCCUAAUUUAUAAUCUAACAAAGCUUCAUAAUAAUUGGCUGAUUGCACCCCUUUAAAUGCACUCAAUUCGCACAUUGCACCAUAAAUUUUAUCUUUUACAAUUUUAUACCUAAAAAUACUAAAAUAGGGUGCAAUGUGCAAAUAUAAUGUUUCUAGAGGGGUGCAAAAGGCGGUUUAUAAUUCUUGGCCGCCACAAAUAAACCCUUGCCCCAACUCUCAUCGUACUCAUUAUACAUACACGAUACAUGUGUAAUAAUUCAUUUCCGAGUAUAUGAGCUUUUGCUCCGUCUCAAAUAUUUUCCGUUGUUCAUCCGGUGAUAGUAUCAGGCGACGGCAGAUUCAGUUGGGGUUUCCGCUUUACGGUAAUUUCCUGGGCUGUUGACUGGACAAGAUGGCUCACCCAGGUGGUGGUGCCGAAGCCCAUGCUCGAUUCAAGCAGUACGAGUAUAGAGCUAACUCGAGUCUCGUUCUUACAACCGAUUCUCGCCCCCGUGACACCCAUGAGCCUACGGGGGAGCCCGAAACUUUGUGGGGGAAGAUCGACCCAAAAUCUUUCGGCGACCGUGCUUUUAGGGAUAAACCCCCCGAAUUGGAGGAGAAACUUAAGAAAUCUAAGAAGAAGAAGGAGAGGGAGCCUGCCCUUGAUGCUGCUCAACCUAGGAGCAAAAAGAGGCGUCUUCAGGAGGAGAGUGUGCUCACUUCGUCGGAGGAAGGUGUUUACCAGCCCAAGACUAAAGAAACGAGGGCUGCUUAUGAGGCCAUGCUCAGUGUUAUUCAGCAGCAGUUGGGUGGGCAGCCUUUGAAUAUUGUUAGUGGCGCUGCUGACGAGAUUUUGGCUGUUCUCAAGAAUGAUAACUUGAAGAAUCCUGAUAAGAAGAAGGAAAUAGAGAAGUUGUUGAACCCAAUUUCCGUCUCUACUUUUGAUGAGCUUGUAAAAAUCGGGAGGCUCGUUACCGAUUAUCACGAUGCUAGUGAUGCUGGUGAUGCUGCUGUCAAUGGAGAUGACGGUCUUGAUGAUGAUGUAGGUGUUGCUGUUGAGUUUGAAGAGAAUGAAGAGGAGGAGGAAGAGAGCGAUCUGGAUAUGGUACCUGAGGACGAAGAGGAUGAUGAUGAUGUGGCGGAAGUAGAUGGCUCUGGUGCUAUGCAGAUGGGUGGGAUUGACGAUGAUGAGGAGCAGGAAGCUAAUGAAGGGAUGACCUUGAAUGUGCAGGACAUUGAUGCAUAUUGGCUUCAGAGGAAGAUCUCACAGGCUUAUGACCAGAAUAUUGAUCCCCAACAGAGUCAGAAGCUUGCUGAAGAGGUUCUCAAAAUUCUUGCUGAAGGUGAUGACCGUGAAGUUGAGAAUAAGUUGUUGGUGCAUCUGCAGUUUGAAAAUUUUAAUCUUAUCAAGUACUUGUUGCGGAACCGGUUGAAGGUAGUAUGGUGUACCCGGCUGGCAAGGGCUGAAGACCAAGAAAAGAGGAAGGAGAUUGAAGAGGAAAUGAAGGGAUUAGGACCAAAUCAUGUUGCGAUCCUGGAUCAAUUGAAUGCCACUCGAGCGACUGCUAAAGAGAGGCAAAAAGACGUGGAGAAAAGAAUUAGGGAGGAGGCUCGGCGGCUCAAGGACGAUGGAGGAGAUGGUGUCAGGGACCGUCACGAGCGAGUUGAUAGAGAUGCGGAUGGUGGUUGGUUAAAAGGGCAGCGCCAACUUCUCGAUCUAGAUAACCUUGCCUUUAAUCAAGGUGGCUUGCUGAUGGCAAACAAGAAGUGCGAGCUUCCUGUGGGAUCUUAUCGAAAUCAUAGGAAGGGUUAUGAAGAAGUUCAUGUGCCAGCUUUGAAGCCAAUGCCUUUAGCUGCUGGCGAAAAACUCGUGAAGAUCUCUGAUAUUCCUGAUUGGGCACAACCAGCUUUUAAAGGAAUGAGCCAGUUGAACAGGGUCCAGAGUAGAGUUUACGAGACUGCUCUAUUCAGUGCAGAAAAUAUCUUGCUUUGUGCUCCCACUGGGGCUGGGAAAACAAAUGUUGCUAUGCUCACCAUACUUCAGCAGAUUGCAUUGAACAUGAAUGAUGACGGGUCUAUCAAUCAUAGCAAUUAUAAGAUUGUGUAUGUUGCACCUAUGAAGGCAUUGGUCGCUGAGGUAGUAGGUAAUCUGUCAAAUCGUCUGGAGCAAUAUGGUGUCGUUGUUAGAGAGCUGAGUGGAGACCAAUCAUUGACUCGUCAGCAGAUUGAAGAAACUCAGAUUAUUGUGACUACUCCUGAGAAGUGGGACAUUAUUACCAGAAAAUCAGGUGACCGCACAUAUACACAGCUUGUAAAACUUCUCAUUAUCGAUGAGAUCCAUCUUCUGCAUGACAAUAGAGGCCCUGUGCUUGAAAGUAUUAUAGCAAGAACUGUUCGGCAGAUUGAAACUACAAAAGAGCACAUUCGGCUGGUGGGAUUAUCUGCUACGCUUCCAAACUACGACGAUGUGGCAGUUUUUUUAAGAGUUAAACUAGAGAAAGGGCUAUUUCAUUUUGAUAAUAGUUACAGGCCUGUUCCUUUGGCCCAACAGUAUAUUGGGAUUACUGUAAAGAAGCCAUUACAGAGAUUUCAGUUGAUGAAUGAUGUGUGUUAUGAGAAGGUGGUUGGUGUUGCAGGAAAGCAUCAAGUACUGAUCUUUGUGCACUCGAGGAAGGAAACAUCCAAAACAGCUCGUGCAAUCCGUGAUACUGCCCUUGAAAAAGACACUCUUGGUAAAUUCUUGAAGGAGGAUAGUGCAAGUCGUGAAAUUCUUCAGUCUCACACGGAGUUGGUAAAGAGCAAUGAUCUCAAAGACCUAUUGCCAUUUGGUUUCGCAAUUCAUCAUGCGGGGAUGGUUAGAGCAGAUAGACAAAUUGUCGAGGAGCUUUUUGCAGAUGGGCACGUGCAAGUCUUGGUUUCUACUGCAACUCUAGCAUGGGGUGUCAAUUUGCCUGCUCAUACUGUUAUUAUCAAAGGCACUCAAAUCUAUAAUCCCGAGAAAGGAGCAUGGACUGAGUUAAGUCCUCUAGACGUCAUGCAGAUGCUUGGUCGUGCUGGAAGGCCGCAGUAUGACACUUAUGGUGAAGGAAUUAUCAUAACUGGGCACAGUGAAUUGCAAUAUUAUCUGUCCUUAAUGAAUCAGCAGCUUCCAAUUGAAAGUCAGUUUAUUUCUAAAUUGGCUGAUCAGUUGAAUGCAGAAAUUGUUCUUGGAACUGUACAAAAUGCUAAAGAAGCAUGCAAAUGGCUCUUGUAUACUUACCUUUUUGUUCGCAUGAUGCGGAACCCCACCCUCUAUGGUUUGGCUGCUGAUGCACUGAAAAGAGAUGGAAGCUUGGAGGAAAGAAGAGCCGAUCUGAUUCAUUCAGCAGCUACGGUGUUGGAUAAGAAUAACCUGGUGAAGUAUGACCGGAAAAGCGGAUAUUUCCAGGUGACUGACUUGGGUCGCAUUGCUAGUUAUUACUAUAUAACUCAUGGGACAGUUUCAACAUUCAAUGAGCAUUUAAAGCCGACGAUGGGUGAUAUCGAACUUUGUCGUCUGUUCUCCCUUAGUGAAGAGUUCAAAUACGUAACGGUGAGACAGGAUGAGAAGGUGGAACUAGCCAAGCUGUUGGAUCGGGUCCCUAUACCAAUCAAAGAGAGUCUCGAGGAACCUAGUGCCAAAAUCAAUGUUUUACUUCAAGCUUAUAUUUCACAAUUGAAACUUGAAGGACUGUCAUUGACAUCUGACAUGGUUUACAUCACUCAGAGUGCUGGGCGUUUAAUGAGAGCUCUGUUUGAGAUAGUACUUAAAAGGGGAUGGGCCCAAUUAGCUGAGAAGGCUUUGAAACUAUGCAAAAUGAUAGGCAGGAGGAUGUGGAGUGUUCAGACACCACUACGUCAGUUCCAUGGAAGUCCAAAUGAAAUUUUAAUGAAAAUUGAAAAGAAAGAUCUGGCCUGGGAAAGGUAUUAUGACCUCACUUCUCAGGAGAUUGGGGAACUAAUUCGUUUUCCUAAGAUGGGAAGAACACUUCAUAAAUUUAUCCAUCAGUUCCCAAAGCUGAACCUGAAUGCACAUGUUCAACCAAUUACUCGCUCUGUUUUGAGGGUUGAACUAACCAUUACGCCUGACUUCCAGUGGGAUGACAAAGUCCACGGGUACGUGGAGCCUUUUUGGAUCUUAGUUGAGGAUAAUGAUGGGGAAAAUAUUCUUCAUCAUGAAUAUUUCAUGUUGAAGAAACAAUACAUUGACGAGGACCACACCUUGAAUUUUACUGUUCCCAUAUUCGAACCCCUGCCCCCUCAGUACUUCAUUAAUGUUGUGUCUGAUAGAUGGCUAGGCGCACAGAGUGUUCUUCCUAUUUCUUUCAGGCACCUAAUCUUGCCUGAAAAGCUUCCUCCUGCAACGGAGUUGCUAGAUUUGCAGCCCCUUCCUGUGACAGCCUUGAGGAACCCAGCAUAUGAAGCCCUUUAUCAGCAAUUCAAGCAUUUCAAUCCCGUCCAGACCCAGGUUUUCACCAUCUUAUAUAACUCAGAUGACAAUGUCUUGGUUGCUGCACCAACUGGAAGUGGGAAGACCAUAUGCGCUGAGUUUGCCAUUUUAAGAAAUCAUCAAAAGGGACCUGAUAAUGUCAUGAGAGCUGUCUACAUUGCGCCUAUUGAAGCUCUUGCGAAGGAACGAUAUCAGGAUUGGAAGAAGAAAUUUGGGGAGGGCCUCGGGAUUAGGGUGGUUGAGUUAACUGGAGAGACUGCAACAGACUUGAAACUUCUUGAUAAAGGUCAGAUAAUAAUCAGCACUCCUGAGAAAUGGGAUGCUUUAUCACGCAGAUGGAAACAGCGGAAGCAUAUCCAGCAAGUUAGUGUCUUCAUUGUUGAUGAACUCCAUUUGAUUGGGGGUCAAGGUGGUCCUAUCCUGGAGGUUAUUGUAUCUAGGAUGAGGUCCAUUGCUAGUCAAGUGGAAAACAAAAUUCGUAUUGUGGCUCUGUCUACUUCUCUUGCGAAUGCCAAGGACUUGGGUGAAUGGAUUGGGGCUACGUCUCAUGGUCUUUUCAAUUUUCCUCCUAGUGUAAGGCCUGUGCCUCUGGAAAUUCAUAUACAGGGUAUUGACAUUGCUAAUUAUGAAGCUAGAAUGCAAGCCAUGACAAAGCCUACAUACACUGCUAUUGUGCAGCAUGCUAAGAAUGGAAAACCUGCAAUUAUUUUUGCUCCUACAAGGAAGCAUGCCCGUCUCACUGCUGUGGACCUGAUGACAUACUCAAGCGUUGACAAUGAAGAAAAGCCUUUGUUCUUAUUAGGGUCUGCUGAAGAGAUGGAGCCUUUUGUUGCCAACAUUAAGGAACCUAUGUUGAAGGAAACUAUUAAAUUUGGUGUAGGUUAUUUGCAUGAGGGCCUAAGCAGCACAGACCAGGAUAUAGUUAAGACACUGUUUGAAACAGGAUGGAUUCAAGUUUGCGUUAUGGGUAGUUCAAUGUGCUGGGGAGUCCCACUGUCUGCACAUCUGGUAGUGGUUAUGGGAACUCAGUAUUAUGAUGGCAGAGAAAACGCUCACAGUGAUUAUCCAGUCACUGAUUUAUUGCAGAUGAUGGGUCAUGCUAGUCGACCUCUCAUAGACAACUCAGGAAAAUGUGUUAUCCUCUGUCACGCGCCACGUAAGGAAUAUUAUAAGAAGUUUCUGUUUGAAGCCUUCCCAGUGGAAAGCCAUUUGCAUCAUUAUAUGCACGAUAAUAUCAAUGCUGAGGUGGUUGCUGGGGUUAUUCAGAACAAGCAGGAUGCGGUGGAUUAUCUGACUUGGACGCUUAUGUACAGAAGGCUGACUCAGAAUCCAAACUAUUACAAUCUUCAGGGCGUGAGUCACAGGCAUCUUUCGGAUCAUCUCUCAGAGCUUGUGGAAAGCACACUAAGCGAUCUAGAAGCAAGUAAAUGUGUUGCCGUUGAGGAAGAUAUUUUGCUGUCACCUUUGAAUCUUGGCCUGAUUUCUUCUUAUUACUACAUCAGUUACACUACAAUCGAGCGCUUCAGUUCUUCUCUGACAUCUAAAACGAAGUUGAAGGGACUCUUGGAUAUUUUGGCUUCAGCUUCAGAGUAUGAGCUGAUUCCAAUAAGACCCGGUGAAGAAGAGUUGAUACGAAGGUUGAUCCAUCACCAGCGUUUCUCCUUCGAGAACCCGAAGUUCACAGAUCCAAAUGUGAAGGCAAAUGCUCUGUUGCAAGCUCACUUCUCUAGGCAAACAAUUGGUGGUACCCUUGCCUCUGACCAGCAAGAGGUGGUUAUAAAUGCAAGCAGGCUGCUUCAGGCUAUGGUUGAUGUUAUUUCCAGUAGUGGCUGGCUUAAUCUGGCCCUUUUGGCCAUGGAAGUAAGUCAAAUGGUAACUCAAGGAAUGUGGGAGCGUGUCAUGCUCCUCCAACUUCCUCACUUCACAAAGGUGGCGAAGAGGUGCAUGGAAAAUCCCUGGAAGAAAGUCGAGACAAUUGCUGAUUUGGUCAAAAUGGACGACGAUGAAAGGCGAGCUCUGCAAAUGUCUGACUCACAGUGAUGGAUAUGCUCGAUGUGUAAUCGUUUGCCGGAUGAUUUGACAUAUGAUGUGACUAACGAGGAUAAUGUUAGGGCUGGGGAAGACAUUAGUGUGCAUGUCAGUCUUGAACGAGAUCUUCAAGGAAGGACAGAGGUAGGACCCGUGAAUGCCCCUAGGUAUCCUAAGUCGAAAGAAGAGGGAUGGUGGCUCGUUGUUGGUGAUACUAAAACCAAUCAGCUUCUUGCUAUUAAAAGGGUUGCCCUCCAAAGGAAGUCCAAAGUGAAACUCGAGUUUACUGCCCCCACAGAACCUGGAGAAAGAACUUAUCAACUUUAUUUUAUGAGUGAUUCUUAUCUUGGCUAUGAUCUGGAGGAGGUCUUCACAGUUGAUGUCAAGGAGGCUGCAAAUCCCGAAGAUGGUAAUUAACGAGGACGAACUUGCUGCUAAGUUAAACCUGUUUCAAUGACUGAAUCUUCAAUAUUGAUAGUAAUUUUGGUAGUUAGCUGUGACAUGGCGGUUGGGCGGAGAUAUGCACGAGUCCCCAGUUGGCAUUUUGCUGUCCUGCCUCAGAUAUUUGGCACGUUCAUAUCGGUGUGUUUCUUUCGUUUACCGGGGUGAUCCCUGUUUGUUCUGUAAUGAAUCUUAUAUUACAUGUUAGUUAUUUGUGCGUUAUGGAUCGAUAACUUUGAUUUUAUGUUGUUCUUUUAAGAACCAGUUGGUAAGUUAAUUGAUUUGUUCAUGCAGUUGUAAUCUUAUCUUCUUCGCCCAGAUUUUGUUCUUGAACUAUAGCAUUGAUUUUUCUCUUAUUUCUACUGAU